GCGGGUGAUGUCAGCUCUCGACGAAAAUAGAGGGAGAUCGCCUGCAAAUCCCCAGCUCCAGCGGAGCUAAACCUCGCAAUCCCUCCCCGGCCGGCGCCGAGCCAGGGCGCAGCGGCCUCCGCCGCCUCCCCCGGCGCGCACACACCCGCACACACGCGCACGCACGCACACACUGUCCGCACACACGCGCGCGGUCUUCCGCCUGCCAGCCCUCUCCGUGCCCGCCGCUCACGGCGCCCGCCUGCCCCGCAGCGAAUCACAGGUGGCAGCGGCGGCGGAGGGGGCGCAGCGUCGGAGUGCGCCCUCCUGCAGCGCGGGGCACAGUGCGUCCUCGGGGACAGCCACUCUCCGAUCCCCACGGCGCGCCGGGCCAGGCGCCACCGUCAGCGGUCGAGGGGAGCGCGGGGCGCCCGGCGCGGGGAGCUGAGACGCGGAUUAGCACCUGCAGGAGCCUCCGGCGCGCGUCGAGGCGCUAAAGGGCUUACCCGGGAGGCGGGUGGAAGGGCGGGGAGAGGCUCCCCGUUAAAUACCGCUCCGGGCCACACUCCCGCGCUCACCCCGGCGCGCGCUCGCUCCCUCGCCCGCCGCGGCCGGACCGCGCUGAAGAGGAGGGGGCGUUCCCCAGACCAUGGCGGCUUCCGAAGGUGCCAACAAUAUGCCCAAGCAGGUGGAAGUGCGAAUGCACGACAGCCACCUCGGUUUGGAGGAGCCCAAGCCCCGGAAUCUGGGUCUGCGCUUGUGCGACAAGCUGGGGAAGAAUCUCCUGCUCACACUGACGGUGUUUGGUGUCAUCCUGGGGGCGGUCUGUGGAGGGCUGCUGCGUCUGGCCUCUCCCAUCCACCCUGACGUGGUGAUGUUGAUAGCCUUCCCAGGGGAUAUCCUCAUGCGGAUGCUCAAGAUGCUCAUUCUCCCUCUCAUCAUCUCCAGCUUAAUCACAGGGUUGUCAGGCCUGGAUGCGAAAGCCAGUGGCCGAUUAGGCACAAGAGCCAUGGUGUACUACAUGUCCACGACUAUCAUCGCCGCUGUGCUGGGGGUUAUCCUGGUCUUGGCUAUCCACCCCGGCAAUCCCAAACUCAAGAAACAGCUGGGACCUGGGAAGAAGAAUGAUGAAGUGUCCAGCCUGGAUGCCUUCCUAGACCUUAUUCGAAAUCUCUUCCCUGAAAACCUGGUCCAAGCCUGUUUCCAACAGAUUCAGACAGUGACGAAGAAGGUGCUGGUGGCUCCUCCAUCAGACGAGGAGGCCAAUGCAACCAACGCGGUCAUCUCCCUGUUGAACGAGACUGUGACUGAGGUCCCCGAGGAAACUAAGAUGGUUAUCAAGAAAGGCCUGGAGUUCAAGGAUGGGAUGAACGUCUUGGGUCUGAUAGGGUUUUUCAUUGCUUUUGGCAUUGCCAUGGGGAAGAUGGGAGAACAGGCCAAGCUGAUGGUGGAAUUCUUCAACAUUUUGAAUGAGAUCGUCAUGAAGUUAGUGAUCAUGAUCAUGUGGUACUCUCCUCUGGGUAUCGCCUGCCUAAUUUGCGGGAAGAUCAUUGCAAUCAAGGACUUAGAAGUGGUUGCUAGGCAACUGGGGAUGUACAUGAUAACAGUGAUUGUGGGCCUCAUCAUCCAUGGUGGCAUCUUUCUCCCUUUGAUUUACUUUCUAGUGACCAGGAAAAACCCUUUCUCCUUUUUUGCUGGCAUUUUCCAAGCUUGGAUCACCGCCCUGGGUACCGCUUCCAGUGCUGGGACAUUGCCCGUCACCUUCCGGUGCCUGGAAGAAAACCUUGGGAUUGACAAGCGCGUGACCAGAUUCGUCCUCCCCGUGGGAGCAACCAUUAACAUGGAUGGUACAGCCCUUUAUGAAGCGGUAGCUGCCAUCUUUAUAGCCCAAAUGAAUGGGGUCGUCCUGGAUGGAGGCCAGAUUGUGACUGUAAGCCUCACAGCCACCCUGGCGAGUGUCGGUGCAGCCAGUAUCCCCAGUGCCGGUCUUGUCACCAUGCUCCUGAUUCUGACAGCUGUGGGCCUGCCGACGGAGGACAUCAGUCUGCUGGUGGCUGUGGACUGGCUGCUGGACAGGAUGAGAACAUCAGUCAAUGUCGUGGGUGACUCUUUUGGGGCUGGGAUUGUCUAUCACCUCUCCAAGUCUGAAUUGGAUACCAUUGACUCCCAACACCGAGUGCAUGAAGAUAUUGAAAUGACCAAGACCCAGUCCAUUUAUGAUGAUAUGAAGAAUCACAGGGAAAGCAACUCUAAUCAGUGUGUCUAUGCUGCACACAACUCUGUCAUAGUAGAUGAGUGCAAGGUUACUCUGGCAGCCAAUGGAAAGUCAGCUGACUGCAGUGUUGAGGAAGAGCCUUGGAAACGUGAAAAAUAAGGAUAUGACUCUCAGCAAAUUGUUGAAUGAACUCCCCAGCUUAUCAUGUGGUAAAAGAUGAUGUAAACAAGCUUUCUUUAAAAAGGAAAAAAUGCAUAUAUUUCUAUGUUUACUUAAUCUGUUAGCUGAGGCUUAGAGGAGCUGUUGUGAGUCAGUGAUGACAGGCACGGUGCUGUGUCUUUGCCAAAUGAUGCUUCGUAACCGUCUAAUUCUCUCACUUGUGUUAUUGUUUGAAUGGAUGCUGCUGAAGGAAUCCCUUUCAACUGAAGACACGUUCUUAUUAGCAGAAUUGUGGAUGCUCUGCUCCUAGGGGACAUGAUUAAUGCAGUGUAGGUAGCAUAUUCCAGGGACUUGGGAGAAUAAGCAAGCUCAUAGUGUGUUAUUCCUUCAAGUGUUCUGUGUCUUACCUUUUUAUGCACAAGAGAUUCUGUUAGAAGCUGCUAGUAGGAACUCCCCUUAAAUGUCUUGUAGAGUUUGCACAUGUGUUGAUUAAAUGCAAGUACAUGUCUUAGGGAACUAUGACAAUUUCUCUUAUAUGAAUUCUUUAAGUUCAAUGUCUCAAAGAGAGUCUUAGUGGGACGUGCACUCUUAUAGGCUGUUGGAUACGGCAUCCAAUGCAUCUUGCCCUAUCUGAUAUAGCCUAUGUGAACAAUGAUUGAAAUUUCUAACUAUGUCUCAUAAUUCUCUCUAAAUUUUAUAAUGGAUUAAAGAGUCUUUUAUCUAUAGCCAACAUAUACAGUGGCAAAAAUAAGGGCACGUAAUCAAUCCAAAUUUUAACCAGAUUUAAAUAUUCAAAUUUGUUUACAUUUGGUUCACACUCAUCUGUCACAGUGAAAUCAAGUAAGAUUGUUUGAUCUGUUUUACUUUCUUUGUUUCACCCAUAAGCUUCUUAUUUAGGUUUCUAACCUUAAAAAAGCAUUUUUAAUUCCCAAGUUCUUCCAGCUGUAUUCUCAUCAACCUGGAAGGCCUGAUCAUUUUACCCUCCUGACACGCAGAGCGGACUUGUAUUGGCUAUGCCUCUUUUAAUUCCAGGUCUUGAUAAAACAACAAAAAAGUAAUUAAUAUGUAGAAAGCUAUUUGUUAUAUUGUAUUAAAGCACAUAAAAUCAGUUACAGAACUUGGUUGGAAGAAGAGCCAGCCUUUCUCCCCAGUCUUCUCUUUGGAAAGGAACAGAAAACAUCUGUGUAAAAUCCUAUAAAGGUGACGUUCCCAUGGCAGAAUCCAGACAGCCUGGAACCAUAAAGUAGGAACAAAGAAUGGCUCUACACAACUUCACAGAUGGAGCUUUUCUCAAGGCUGUGAAAAUCAGAAGGGAUAAAAAAUAUAAUUGGCAUAGCACAGUGCCUUACCUAUGGUAGGCAGCCAAGGAUCCUUAGUGAUUAGUUAUGCAAACUAAUUUUUUAAUGUCUUUGCUAUUAUUUCCUAUUAAAUAAGCCACAGUAUUUUACUAAGGUUGCUGGGUUUGGGAGUUGGAUUGAGACUUGAAACAUUGAGAAAUAAAGCCUAGCUGACUCUAAACAAUAUGUAGAACCUUGGCCCACUGGUGGGGCCAGGGUAUAUCAUCCGAGACCAGCAGAGGGAUGUUGGGAUAUUCAUAAAUAGCUAUAGAAUCCACAUUCUCUAAAGAUAGGGUAUUGACAGACAUCAUUAUCCUGUGUUACCUACUCCUUGUGUCUUCUGUCUUCCAACUCAGACGCCUUUGGAAUAUACAAAAUAGGAGAUUUCACUUACUUCUGUCUCUUAAACCCUAUCCACUUUUUGAUCAAACUCUCUGUUGAGCAGUGUUAAGCAGCAUUUUUGCUUUUUUUAAAAAAAUAUAUUGGGCUUUGUUUUCAUUAGAUAGGUCAUCAGCAGGGUGGCCAAGGACAUAGUAAUGGAAAAUGCAUCUUAUAGCAGAUGUGGGCCAAGAAGACAGUUCUGGGGGUUAGCUGUGAAACUGUUAAGAUUGUCAUUAAGUAGUACCCAAGAGCUUUUCUACAGUGAGUAGAAGGAUCUAGGCAAGACAUUUGAGAGCUUGUUGCUUUUUGCUGUGGAAGGCCAACUUGGCACCUGCAUACACUGACAUUAUCCUCAAAGAAGUAAUCAUAGAAUUGUCUUAUCAAGACUCUGCCUAAAAGGUUUUCUGCUUUUGUUGUGUUUUUAGCUUUUUCCUAGCUAUCCUGUUAGCCUAUAAAUAUGUGAGGGGACAGUGUGUUCAGAAAGGACAAGGUACAUAGUUUAGCAAAGCAGGUUUUUCUGGUUUCAGACUGUAUGAAGUAAGUCUCCUGAGAGUAUACUUAGAAAAUCACAUUUACCUGGAAAAUCAAUAAAUAAUAUUAAAAAUAAGAAAUUUAUCAAAUUCAGGACCAGCCUGAAAAUCCAGGAUGUAUGUAGAGUUGACAUGCGACUGUGUCCUCUGGUUUGUUUAGGCCUUCUUCAUUCUUCCUAUGCCAUGCCCAUUAGAGAUUUCCUUGUCCAGUAUAUGUGCCAUAAACAGAAAAAAAAAUGGAUCUAGAAAAUAUCUCCAACAACUUUUAUUUAAAUAAAAUCCACAGAGCCCAUCAGUUACGUGUAGCUUGAUCCUAAUAGACCCAACAUUGAUAUGAAUGCUUCAAAUAGUCUGUGGUUAUUUGAUGAUGUAUGAAUGUUCUAUUUAUAUACAAGAGAGCAUGGCAGGUACAUACACUACAUUUGAUAAAAUUUGUAAGUCAUAAUAUUUUUAAAAGAUUUAUUUUAUUUAUUUGAAAGAGUUACAGAGAGAGGUAGAGCCAGAGAGAGAGAGAGUUCUUCCAUCUGCUGGUUCACUCCCAAAAUGACUGCAGUGGCCAAAGCAGAGCUGAUCUGAAGCCAGGAGCCAGGAUCUUCUUCUAGGUCUCCCAGAUGGGUACAGGGGCCCAAACACUUGGGCCAUCUUUUACUGUUUUCCCAGGUACAUAAGCAGGGAGCUGGAUUGGAAGUGGAGCAGCCGGGACAUGAACCGGGACCUAUAUGGGAUUCCAAUGCUACAACCUGGGGCUUUAACCCACUGCGCCACAGUGCCAGCCCCUAUAAGUCAUAAUUUUGACAACACCAUUUUGUUACAAGCCCAUUCACUGUUUCUAAGAUUCAGAAUCAUUUCAGGAGAAAACCAACAAAAUAGGCUUUAGUUCUUCCAUGUCUUAUUCUUUCCCCUUGGGAAAGCCAAGUGGAAUCAUCAUUUAAUUACUUACUAAAAUUCAACAGAUCCAGUUCAGUACAUGAGAAGAAUGACUUAUCUCUAAAGGUAAUGUUGGCUCUUUGAGCUGUGCUUCCCAUACAAAGAGUGCCAGAGAACUAAGGAACUCACUGAGAUCAACGGACAUUCCACAUAGGACUUUGGGUGAAGAGAUCCAAACUAAGCAGCCAUUAGAUUCAAUUUUUUACUUCUUACUGGGUGUAGAAAUACAGCCUGUGGUCUCAUUGCCUGAAGAGGAUACCAUGACCUAUAAAAGACAAAUAGGAAUUCUCCUCUCCUACCACUAAUCAGCCUGUGUAAUCCAAAAAGCUUAAAAAAGGCUGCCCAAAUGGGUAGCUCCUGGGUUUAGAUUUGUGGAAGCUAAGAAAGGCUUAGUGAAGAUUCAGUUCAUGGGGAGAUUCCUUGUAGAUGAAUCUCCAGGACUAGUUGAUUAGAGGGUCUCAGGUCAUUUCCACUCAUGCAUGGAGAGCUAUAUCAUUUGUAAGUGUGUCUAGUCAAGAAAUCCUUUCAGAGUGCGAUUGUAGGAAAACUCACCUACUGAGUCUCCAGAAGAAACCCAAUUGUGCCAUGUCUUUGGAAAUGCACUUCCCUUGACUCUCGAUUACAAAAAUUAUUUUGAAAUUGUUUUUUUACUUUUAUCAGAAUCAAGGCCUCUGCUUGAGCACUACUUUCCCACCAGUCCAGCAGUAAAUCCAAGUAGCUACACACAGGCUCCGAGAUAAUUCUCCACAGUUUUGACUCUUGGAAAACAAGUCUUGGCAGUUCUUAACCUGGUUUGACGACUCAGUGUGCACAGCAGAUACACCCCAGGAGAGAGGUGUAUCUUCCCACUUAACUGCUUGUGCAUUCUCAUAGCCAUCCAGUUGUCUGGGUUGCUAGUUUUAUUUUACUUAUUCUCCAACUGAACUCAUUCUGAGCCAAAAAAAAGGGACCAAGUGGGAUUUUCAGUUAUUGUAAUACUUGCUCUUGGAAUAAGGUUACUAGGGCCUAGGAGGCAUAAGAAGAUUAGGUUAAAUCAAAGGGCCUGGAAGAAUUUUGAAGUGUGAGUUUUGUAAGUCUCAUUGUCAGAGAUUAAGGCUCUCAGUAUCCUUAGUAAAUUCUGGCUACACCUAAAGGAAGGAUCACGGGGUGCUGACCCAGGCAUGUGGCACUAGAGACAGGUUGUUCUCCUUGGGUGGGGUACAUUCAAAGCUGCUCAUGAAACAUUUUCUUACGAUUUUCCCUAAAGGAAAACUCAUCUUUCCUCUCUUUCUUCUCUUUUCCUUUUAUUCUACUUAUUGUUGCAGCUUAAGAGAAACUUUAGCAAACCAUACUACAAAUUCAUGCAAAGGUUGGUUUUACAACAAAUAACAGAGGAUCUUAAUUGAAUAGGAUCUAAUCGCCUAGCAUAGCACAACUAAUUCAGGCAGUGACAUAGAGAGGAGGAGAAACAAUGAUUUCCUAGAGAAAACUUUUGCCAUAGACUCUUAUGUUUUGAGCUGUACAAUGUACACAAGUCACUUUAUGUUCCAUAUGAGAAGCGAAGGAGUUGAUUAAAUGCCUAAAACCCCUUUCUAGCUCUACAAAUCCAUGAUAUUAUGAGAUCUGCUUUAAUUUCUUCCAUUUUAAGAGGCUUACUACUCUAAAAUAUCACGUAUUUGUAUUUUAAUCCAGAAGACCCCAUCACAGUAACACAUAAUCGAUUUUACACAUAAUCGAUUUACAUGUUCUGCAUCCCCUUUUGGGUGGGUUGGGGGGAAUUCAGCUCAAGCCUCUGUUCAUUUGGUGUUUCACACAAGCUCGGAAGGCAGCCAUGCAGCUCACACUUGGUGUUUUGGAACACCGACAAGCAUCCUUUCAUGAAAGUUCCCCUCACCUAAACUCACCGUCCUCCUACAAGUAGGGAUUCAGCUCAGGGAAAAAUGCUGCCAGAAUCACCCCGAGGGGACUGGAUGAUUCUGCAGCCUCACUCAAGCUCUUGCAUCAUUCCUGCUGUAGCAACAGAGCCCACUCCGAAUACCCAAACCACAUCAUUUUCUCCAAACGGUCCUAAUUGCCAACCCAGUAUGGGAAUUUGGGAGCGUUUGGCAAAUACACUUGAAUAUUCUUAUGAAAUUCAGUGCAAGACUUGCACAAUCACAGCAACUGCCUGUAAAUACCUUCCUUCCUCUGCCUGCCUGCAGAUACACACAUCCAUUCACAGGUAAAGUGGACUGAGUCCUUUCUCUGGAGGGAUAGGCAGGGCUAUUUGAUUGAAUUCAUUUUCAGAUUUUCCUCUUGGUUUGUUUUUAUCACGGGCUUCACAACACAGGUAGAGAAACUCCAGCACACAGUAACAGAGUUUUGUUGGCUGCUGUUGCCCUUGGCAGUGCUGCAGAGUUUCUGGGGUGAAUGGGAUCCAGUGCAUGGUCCACCAGGUGCACAUUACCAGCCAUGACCUUUAAAUGACCCCUUACACUUGCUGACACUGCUGCAAUGGGCCAUUGCUUGGAGCUUUGCUUUUUGCCGAAACCUCUGCUAAUACAGAGUAGAGUUGGUAUACCUUGUGUUGUAAGCACCUCUAUUGCCAUGGGAGACUUCAGCUCUUUAGAUUUGGGAGAACAAAUUGUAAAGCUAGGGCUAAAAAGAUUGGGUUUCUUUUUGCUUGUCUGUUUUUCCUGCUAGUGCACAAGACCGGUUGCAAGAGCAGCCAGAUAAACACAACUGCUUAACUGAUCCAUGUAAGAACCUAGGGGAAAGUGAGAGUAGCCCCGAAGUUCCUGUUUCUUUCACUCUAAGUAACAUCCUGAAUCAUUUCUGAACAGUUCUUCUCCCACGUGCAGCCUUGCUUCGUCUUCAACUUCUGGGCCAAGUCUCCAUUUUGAGAUUUUAGGGAGUUCUCCUGGGUGUCAUGCAGGGCCCUUUGGGAUUGAGAAGAAAACCUAUGCGUGGGACAGACUGGCUGCUUUGCAGAGUCAGCACUUGACCUAGUAAGCAGGUAGCAACAGGUGCCUGGUUUCUCUGAAGACACUCCCAACCCCAGGUGAGUGUUGGAAACCAACAACCACCUCUUACCUGUGUCAUCACCCCAUGGAGACAAGGACCAUGCAGUGGGGCCCUGUUGCUUCUGGGGGUCUCCAUGUGUUCCCCGGGCAACCAUGUAGCCUGCCUGGAAACAGCCUGUUACCUUUGCUGGGGGACAGAUAACACACUUGCUAUGAAGGUGGGUCCAGCACAUCUCCAAGUUUCUCCCCACGAAGCAAAUUCUCUGCGAGACAGGAUCAGAAAGCUGGCUCUCUGGUAGCUUGAUACUCUGGGAGAGUUACUUUCCUUCUAAGAAGUCACCCUUGGCUUUCAGAUUUUUCUACAAAUCACCUUAACUCCUUUCCCUCCUCCUUCCCCUGGAAAAACCUCAGCAUUGCAUCUCCUUGUUGCACAACACAGAUCAGAUUGUCUGGUCGCUAUAGAGAUUUGUAUAUAAAGAAAAGCCUACUUUUUGAGGAUUUUUGUAUCUUGUUUUCUAUUUGUUUUCUACAAAUUGAGGAGAGAGCUGGCAAACUGUGAAUCUAAAUUUAACCUUGCUGCCAGCAGAUACAGUUUCGGCUUCCAGGUAAGAAUCAAUAUCACCAGGGGCAGUAUCUUGCCCUCUGAUCAGUGUUGCAUCUCAAAUCCACAAAUACCUACAGCCCAAUAUGACAUUACUUUUUAGACAAAGCUCCAUGUUUCUUUACUAUGAUUUAUAAAAAGCAUGAUAAAAUGUAUUUAUAGUCCUGGGUAUUACAUGAUUCAUGUUAAUUUAGCCUUUAAUAAUGUUAUAGGUUUGUAUCUAUUUUUCAGAAAUCAGCAAGAACUCAGUGUACACUGAAUUCACCUAUUUACUAUCUGUGAUUUUGCAGACAGAUAUUUUCUUACGGUAUUUUCUAUAUAGCCACAUAUGUAGAAUCAUAACUAAUUAGAGCACAGGGAAUUUCUACAACAAUUUCACUGUAUCACAUGUUUCCUGAGCACAUUACUGCAUUUGGAAAAAAAAAAACCCUAGUUCUAAGUGAACAAAAGGACCAUUAAGCAUAAGGAAUUACUGAAAUCCCUUAGAUGAUUAAGAUAUACCUCUAAACAAUUCAUCUUUCAACUCGAGGAAUGGUGCUGAUUUCUUAUUUUUGACACCAGUCCUUGUUUUCCCAGCUGAGCCAUUCUAAUUUUGUUUUUCUCUGAGAUGAUCAAAGGCAAAGUAAUAAGGAUGGGACCCUUGGUGUGCAGGAAGCUCCCAUACUUUUCCCAAAUGUUUAUGUGGACACCAGUUUAGGAAAACUGAGUCACAAACACAGAGGAUGGGUGCGAGGAAGUAAAUGAAGAGAUUUGCUGCAAUUAAUUCUGGCCCAGCAAAAUGGUAGUAAAUAUCAUAUUGUUAUGUAAAUUGAGCACAUAUUUUUAAAGAAAAAAUUAUGUUUUUAGUACCAGCUGUGAAGCAAUGUUGUAUCAGUGAGGGCUGGAUACUGGAGCUUAGAAGCUGUGCAGAAGUCUGGGUGCAUUCCAUCCUCAGGUGAAUAACUAUCUAUGUAACCUUCCCAAAAGGUGAAUCAGUAGCCACUGCCAAGGCAAGAUAUCUUUUCUCCACCAAACACACCUUCUGAUGUGUUGGUAGGGCUAGUAUUUCUGUCAAUUUAAAAUGUAGUUGGUUACAUAGCAAGUGUCCUGAUGUGUAUUUGAACCUGCUCCCCAUUGAGCAAAAGGAUUAGAUAUGCCCUCAACUGGCAGAGGUUGUAUCUGUUUUCAAGUGCAGCUAGCUGUCAAAGCAUGAAGUUCUUGUGUGUACACACUGACACUUGGUCCACGCAUGAAGAACAGUGCCUAUGCACUUUGUGUAGCUAUAAUGUAGGUAUCUGUGUAAUUUCAGUGAAAUGGUGUAUAGAUGUAUUUUAAUUUAAUUUAAAUGUUAUUUUUGGCUAUUCAUCUAAAUGCAGUAGCUAUAUUGAUGGGUGUUUUUGAAAACCCCUCUUUUCCUCCCUAGAUAACCUAGCAGUGAGUCAUUCCUCCUCUUUCUUGAUGUGACAUGGGGAUGUAUAUGAGUGAAAGAACUUAUCUGUGAAUCCUUUGUAAUGAUGAUUGAAAGUCUUAUGUAUGUCCAGCACCUUUGUAAAUACACCAUUCAGAGCAGGAAUGGGCUGGGUGUGUGUCCUGCUUCUUAGUGAAAAGUCAUCGGGCAUUUGUACAAUCCACAGUGAAUGCAACUGUGGAGCUUUUGAGCAUCUAGGCUUAGGUAGGUUUAGAAUGAGGACAUUGAUCUGCAGUCCUCCUCAGCUUGCUUGGUGGAUUGGACUCAGACAGACAGGUUGUCGGCCUGCUCCUGCGCAUGUCAGUAUCAUGUCCUUAGGGAAGGGUCAGACUCUCUGGUUGCCAAAUACUCCUCACGAUGCACAUGACUUAAAGGUUUUGAAUCGCCUUGUCCCCCUUGGCUUCUUGAGUCAGGGUUUGGGAAAAACGUUUGCUGCCUAACUGCCAGGCAGGUGAAACCUCCCCAAAGCACGGUUCUGGCAGUAACUGCACACUUGUCUGUAGAAAGGGAGACCGUUGUAAGCACAGGGAGAGUCCGCGUAUGGCUUUGGGGGUGGGAGAGGGGCAAGUGACAGAACACAGAUCCCACAUAUGUGAAGGGAGUAUGACCUCCUCUACCUAAUAUGCUCUGUAUGUUUGGAGUAAUUGAAGAUGAGAUUGGCUGAUGCAACUGUACACUUGCCGCCAAAACUGUAAUUCUGUCUAAUUACCACUAGAUGCAAUUCUAUGAGGUCUAUAGUUCCUGUAAUCCCUUCCUCCUGUCAAGGACAGAGAAGAAAUACCCAUGUACUGUGGGCAACACUAAGAGUCCCUCUGGUUUCUCAAGAGGAGUGAAGCCUCUGAUAUCACAGGAGAACACAAAGCACAAUGGUUUGAAGUGGCUUCUCCAAAUGAAUGGAAUAAGGAGAUACGGUCGACAGGCACAUUUUUCCUGGAAAAUGUGGCUUCUUCAACUCCUGUCACAUUCAGAGUGGAAAACUUACUGAAAGAAAACUAGCCUAUAGGCAGGAUUCUCUGAAGAUUCUUGACUGUCAAGAAUGAAAAAUAAUACUUGUUUCCCUCACAUGCACAAUCCCAUUGGUCUGAAGUCAUAUAGAAUAGAGCACCUAUAGAACAUAGUGUUGAAGGACUAACAAAUGCAAAAAAAGAUAAAAAUGUCAACUAAUUUGGGAGUUGUUUCUUAUAUAUGGUAUUAGGAAAUGCCUUGUUAGCAAAGCACAUUUUGAGUAGUUGAAGUCUUUUGUUUUCACCUUUAGUUUUCUAAGCUUUCUCACAAAGUGGACUGAUUUCUGUAACAUUUCAUGUGUACAAUAACUGGAUGUUCUUUAUAUGCUGGAAAUAACCUGUGAAUACCAUAUUUCACUAAGUGUUUUAACUUUUGUGUGUAUAUAUCUCUCAUCAAUAAAUGUCGAUUUGAAUUUC
This is a messenger RNA of Oryctolagus cuniculus (rabbit), 11978 nucleotides long. It is a transcript of the gene SLC1A2, whose product is annotated as solute carrier family 1 member 2. Gene Ontology annotation, biological process: L-glutamate import across plasma membrane; L-aspartate transmembrane transport. Gene Ontology annotation, molecular function: neutral L-amino acid transmembrane transporter activity; glutamate:sodium symporter activity; L-glutamate transmembrane transporter activity. Gene Ontology annotation, cellular component: plasma membrane. Lineage: Eukaryota; Metazoa; Chordata; Mammalia; Lagomorpha; Leporidae. The record is from RefSeq and is a predicted model, not a curated record.